Messenger RNA from Micropterus salmoides (largemouth bass), 2014 nucleotides. RefSeq names its product dTDP-D-glucose 4,6-dehydratase-like. Gene Ontology annotation, biological process: nucleotide-sugar metabolic process. The transcript is spliced from 12 exons. NCBI's taxonomy places the organism in Eukaryota, Metazoa, Chordata, Actinopteri, Centrarchiformes, Centrarchidae. The record is from RefSeq and is a predicted model, not a curated record. Bases 169 to 1233 code for a protein of 354 amino acids. Gene Ontology annotation, molecular function: dTDP-glucose 4,6-dehydratase activity.
AACGCCCUGCAACUGUCGCACUUUCCACAAUACAUCUACUGUACUGAUGAAAAUAGAGAACUUCUGUACUACCUAUUCAUACAAUGGAUUAUAAACACGAUUAAUAUGUUGUUAUUAUGUCUGUAUAAAACUUUACUUUGAACUGACAGCUGCCGGGGUUCAGUGUUGAUGACCAGGAUGGACUUCAGCAGGAGUGUUCUGGUGACUGGAGGCUCUGGAUUCAUAGGCUCCCAUCUUGUGUGUUCACUGGUCUACAGACACCCUGACUGGAGGAUUAUUAACCUGGAUAAUUCUGAUCUCUUCCAGCUGGAUUACUGCUGCAGCCCCAGGAGCCUGGAGAGUGUUGAAGACAGAGCAAACUACAGCUUUAUCAGGGGGGAUGUGUGUAACUCACGGCUGGUAAAUCACAUUUUCAACACAGAAAACAUUGAUGUGAUCUUUCACCUGGCGGCCAAAACACAUGUCGAGUCGUCAUUUGAAACUCCGUCUAGUUUCCAGCAUGUUAACAUUGAAGGAACAAGAGUUUUACUGGGAGCCGCCCAUCAGGCCCGACACCCGCCACAACGCUUCAUCUACGUCAGCACAGAUGAAGUGUACGGAGCCAGUCUCGACGAGGUGUUUGAUGAGAGCAGUCCAGUGAGACCCUCCAACCCAUAUUCUGCCACCAAAGCAGCUGCAGAGUACCUGGUCAGAUCCUACUGGGACAAAUAUAAGUUUCCCAUCAUCAUUACCAGGAGCAACAACAUCUACGGGCCCAGGCAGUACACUGAGAAGGUCAUUCCAAGGUUUCUCACCCUCUUGCAAAUGAACAAGAAAUGCACCGUCCAGGGAACCCUCCCCAUAUCCCGCCAUUUCCUGUUCGUCGACGACGCCGUCAACGCCUUCCUGCUGGUUCUGGAGAAAGGGACUGUGGGAGAAAUCUACAACGUGGGAACGAGCUGUGAGAUUCCCAUUGUGCAACUGGCCAGGGAACUUGUUAAAAUGGUCAAGAACGUGCCUGACUCCGAGGUAAAGGAUUGGCUUGAGUUUGUGCCUGACAGGCCGUGUGUCGACCUGCGCUACCCCAUCACAUGUGAGAAGCUGCAGCAGCUGGGCUGGAGAGCAGCCGUGUCCUGGGCUGAAGGCAUAAGGCAGACCGUCAAAUGGUACAAAGACAACCCAGACUUCUGGUCUGGCGCAAGCGAGGACCAAGGACAAAUCAGAGGCCAACUUGAAAAAGCUACCAACAAAUAACUCAGCUGUGGCUUGCUGCUCGACUGACGGGAGUGAUCUAAGAUACAGAGCAGUGACGUUUUUCUACAAAUAACUGAUAUUUGUGUAACACAGAGGCUAUUAUGGCUGAUCUACAGUGCAAACACCAGUCUCACUGUUCAGAAGAGUUCUAUCUGCGUUGUGCCUCUCACUCUAAAUGAUCGUUGGACCAAUGACGAGGCAGCAGGAAGGCCGAGCCUCCCUUCAACCAAAACAAAGUUUCACCAGAGAAUGAAUGCACUUUAUCUUGAUAUUAAUUACUGAUUCAUCUGAUGUUCACAAGUUGAUCAGGACCUCUACAGGGUAUGUUUCAGGCUGUAUGUGAAAUUAGAGUUGUGACUGAUCAUUCCCAUGUUGUGUUUCCUUCAAUGACCAAAUAUUCUGGUGGUCAGCUCAAAACAGUGAAGACCCAUGGAUUACAUUUACAGGCACCGACUCAAUUAACGAGGUUACUACUGUUAGUUAAGUGCUUGUAAACGCACCACUGAACUCAUCAGAUUAUGAAGAAGCCUUGUGAAACAUUCAGUGAGUUUUAGAAACUUUAAAUAAAAUGUUAAACCUUUUACAGUCCAAGUCCAGCAUUUUGAUACUUUGAUUUAUUUUUAGAGCAGUAGCCUUAUAAUAAAAGGGAUGAGAAGGGAACUGCAGCCAACUCAAAGCACUGAUCUCGGUCUGGUGUGUUUUUAUACAUAGUAAAAGAUAUAUUUUUCAUAUAAGUCUCUAGAAUGUAUUUAACAUCUAAUAAACUAUUUAAUAACUUCAA